GUACCUAUGUACCCUCCAGGCUAAAGCUAGCUCGGGCCCACCCGGCUCUGCGGCGGCGGCGGCGGGCAGCGACCCGCACUGCCUAGCCGUGGAGCUGUCUGUCAAGUGCUACUGUGAAUUGCCCAUUUGACAUGCUGAACUGCAUCCAAGACAGACCUCACACCCCCACGAAGAGGACCACAGCCAAUCUCGAUCACCAAGAGGCGACAACACUCUUAAACAAACAUACUCAUACUUACAUACUCAACAAGCCGAGGCCGUCGACCACUGCCCGACGAGCAUCCCACUCUCGUUCACAGAUGCGACCGCGCGCUGUCCAUUCUAGACUGAAUACGACUGCUCCGCCACGACCAAGACUGCAACUUGAGCCUACAGAGCUGGGCGCGAGUUGACGAUGCCUCCCCAGUUGCUGAGGUACCCAAACGGGCCGACCAAUGUCGCCCCCUACCAGCACCAGUUCGCCGGUCUGAACCCAGGCCACUCCAACAACUACACUCCACAACUGGGCGGCAAUCCCUCCCACCUCAACCCGAACGCCCAGAUCCCUUCCUUCGCCACGAACGGCAAUGUUCUCGGGCUGGGAGGAGGCAUGAACUCGGCCGCCGCGAGCUUUGGCGUAGGGCACGACUCGGGGCUCGGGGGCCAGGCCGCAAGGAUGGGAUUUCAGAACGCAACGCUCCAGCACCCACAGCAUGCCCAACAACACAGUCACUCGAUGAUGGGGGACCAGCCUGCUCGCAAUCCAUUGGCUAAGGGCCGGAUACGAGAGGUUUGGAAACAUAACCUGGAAGACGAAAUGGCUGUGCUGCGCGACCUGGUGCAAGACUAUCCUUACAUCGCUAUGGAUACCGAGUUCCCUGGCGUGGUUGCGCGGCCGAUGGGGGCAUUCCGAGGCAAGAGCGACUACCACUACCAAUGCUUGCGGGUCAACGUAGACCUUCUCAAGGUCAUCCAGAUAGGCAUAUCGCUAUUUAACGAGGACGGAGAGACACCAGCGACACGGCCAAACUCAACAAACUCGACAGAAGUCGGCGGCGCAGGGCGGAAAAAUGCGAACCAGAAUGCGGUCCCACAUGCGUGGCAGUUCAACUUUAACUUCUCGCUGAACGACGACAUGUACAACGAGCAAUCGAUCGACUCUCUCAAGCACGCCGGGAUCGACUUUGGGCUGUUGGAGCGGGACGGGAUUGACCCCAAGAAGUUCGCAGCGCUGCUGAUCCCGUCUGGCUUGACACAUUUCGAGGAGGUCAAGUGGAUAUCGUUCCACGGAGGCUACGACUUCGGCUACCUCACAAAGCUCCUGAUGUGCGAGCAGAUGCCGAACGACGAGCUCGAGUUCACAAAACGCCUGAAGAUAUACUUCCCGAGCGUCUACGACGUCAAGCACCUUAUGAAACACGCCAUCAAGCAACACAACUCGGGCCUCCUGACGCCAAGCGACCCGAGCACGACAGAACUGCUGCAGAAGUUCGAACAAAAGUCCGGCCUCGAGAGCAUAGCGGAAGCCCUGAAGAUUAAGCGCCUCGGGGCGGCUCACCAGGCCGGGUCGGACGGGCUCCUGACCGGGAGGGUCUUCUUCUCUAUGCGGGAGAAGGUGUUCAACGGCGACAUCCCCACGGAGCAGGUGGGCAAGAUCUGGGGGCUGGGCGUCCCGGACAUAGGGCCGCCGGCGCAGCAGCAGUCGGCAGCGGACAACACGCCGCCGCAGCAGGGCCAGGGCAACAACGCCCAGGGGACGCCCAGCACGCCGAACCAGGGCAACGCGGGCCUGGUCAACACGCCGGCCGGACAGGCGCAGAACGCGAACGGCGUCGGCAACAUGGGGCCCAUGACGCCCGGGGGCGGCGGCGGGAUAUUCGGCCAGUUUAACAUCGGCGCCAGGUAGAGAGAUGGCCCGGUGCCGGCCCUGCCCGGGGGGCGGGGGUGGGGGUGGGCGCGACGGCAGGGGCACGGCCGCCGCCACCUGCGUCCUCACGCAUUGGACCCCCGAUCUUGUCCUCGUGUGUACAUCAAGGACCGGGCGAGACAAGGGCGGCGGACUCGGAGGGUAGCAGCGCGGGUAAGGUCAGCGGAGGCCGGACCUGUGGCGGCACACCCUUGUGUCAGUUUGAACCCAGAGGCGCCUGUCUUCGAACCACGCGGGCGGUCGCUGAGCGAGCGGUCGCGGAGUGAUGACGGAUUGUCUUCAACUUCUCCUUCCACAACCAGCGAUACAGUAAUGAGGCGGCCGGUCAUUGCCCCACUAUGUUCUCGUGUCCUCACCCCCUCGCCCUCACUUUCUCUCUCACACUCUCUCUCACCCUCGCAACGAUGGGAGGGGCGUCGGCGUCCAUCUGUUGGCCUCUGCCUGGAACUACCUUGGUUGCUGCGUGCGUCUGUUUAAACUUGUUUGCCUGCCUUCCUUGUCUUCCAUUUAAACGGAGUUGGGGAGGGACGGGAACGGGAGGGGGGGUGAGGCGCCACAUAAAAAGAAGAUCCUCGGGGGGGAAACAACAUAUCUCUCCCUCUCGGGGCUUUGGGCCAAGGGAAUUUGGUCGUUCUUCCUGGUUUGGGGGGAAGGGCAGGGGACCGUCUCCCUGUCUGUCUGUCUGUGUGCCUUGGUGUAUUUUUCUGCGAGGGUCAUCGUUUUAUCUAUUUUACAUUGUCUUCUUCUUUGUCUCUGCCAAAGGGGUAUGGGGGGUGGAUACCUGGUAAAGCACAGCGGAAUAUAUGCAUUCUCAUGAG
This is a messenger RNA of Diaporthe batatas, 2724 nucleotides long. RefSeq lists its product as uncharacterized. Lineage: Eukaryota; Fungi; Ascomycota; Sordariomycetes; Diaporthales; Diaporthaceae. The transcript is spliced from 2 exons. Gene Ontology annotation, cellular component: CCR4-NOT complex; P-body; CCR4-NOT core complex. Gene Ontology annotation, molecular function: poly(A)-specific ribonuclease activity; nucleic acid binding. The record is from RefSeq and is a predicted model, not a curated record. Bases 395 to 1885 code for a protein of 496 amino acids.